Molecule: messenger RNA, 249 nt
Organism: Helobdella robusta
Lineage: Eukaryota; Metazoa; Annelida; Clitellata; Rhynchobdellida; Glossiphoniidae
Exons: 2
Biological process (GO): protein dephosphorylation; negative regulation of MAPK cascade
Cellular component (GO): cytoplasm
Molecular function (GO): protein tyrosine/threonine phosphatase activity; MAP kinase tyrosine/serine/threonine phosphatase activity
Source: RefSeq, a predicted model, not a curated record
GAUAACGAUUCGUUCCCAAUCCUGAGAAGCUGUUAUGACAAGGCCAAACGAUUUAUAGAAUCCGCCAGAAGAAGUGGUGGCAGAGCUUUUGUUCAUUGCGAAUUAGGCAUGAAUCGCAGCAUAACACUCUGUCUCGCAUAUUUAGUUGAGUAUAGUAGGAUGGACCUGAAUGUUGCUCUCAAGCAGAUUCUCAUUCAUCGCCCAAACAUUUUAACCAACGAUGGCUUCAAAAAACAACUGGUCCAAUUU